Ipomoea triloba (trilobed morning glory) is the source of this 3346-nucleotide messenger RNA. RefSeq names its product replication factor C subunit 1. Gene Ontology annotation, molecular function: DNA clamp loader activity; DNA binding; ATP binding. Gene Ontology annotation, cellular component: DNA replication factor C complex; nucleus. NCBI's taxonomy places the organism in Eukaryota, Viridiplantae, Streptophyta, Magnoliopsida, Solanales, Convolvulaceae. Gene Ontology annotation, biological process: DNA replication; DNA repair. The transcript has 23 exons. Bases 191 to 3184 code for a protein of 997 amino acids. The record is from RefSeq and is a predicted model, not a curated record.
UCUUCCCCUAGUCGCUUGAAUACGCUCUGGGAUUGAACCAAAAACCGAUAUUAAAACCCUUUCCCCGCUUCAGCUGCGACACAGAGAAACGUCCGCGGUAAAGUUCAUAGCUAGACAGUAGUAGAAUCGUACUAGUAUAGUGACAUUUUGUAUCAAAGUCGACAAUUGAACCCGGUGACUCAUUCCAGAUAUGUCGGAUAUCAGAAAGUGGUUCAUGAAGAAACAUGACACAAGUACUGGCAAUGGUAAUGCCUCAAACUCUGCGAAGCCCAGUGCAUCGGAUAAACCUUCUUCAAAACCAGAGAAAUUGGAUGGACAAGAAAGUUCAGGUAGAAAGAAAACUAGCAAGUAUUUUGCUAAAGAUAAGGCAAAGGAAGAAAAGGAGGUAGAGGAAUCGCCUUCCAAGAGAAAGGCUCAAAGAGAUAGUGAAGAAUUAUCUGGCCAUGGUAAGCCUCCCCCUGGUAAGAAAGCCCACAAGGCUGUGGGCGAUGAUGAUGAUGAUUUUGUCUUGCCUACUCCGGGGAAGGAUCCUGCUAACAUCACACCUAGCAAAAAAUUAAAAAGCAGUUCUGGCAGGGGUGUUCCACAGAAAUCUAUAGAUAAUGACAAUGAUGCUGAUGAUGGUGGCAGCUGUGAUGGGGAUACUAAAUCUAAUCUUAAAUCUUCUGCAAGUAGGCGUGGUGGAAAAAGUUCUUUAGCAGCUCGUACAAGUGGGAGGAAAAUGGAUGUUGAUGAAAGUGAUGAUGAUGGCUCUGAUGAAAAGGAUAUUAAAACUCCUAAGCCUGGUGGACGAGGUCGUGGUAGAGGAGCAGCAGCAACACCCUCUAGUGGAAGAGGUAGAGGUGGUGGAGGACGGGGUGGAUUCAUGAAUUUUGGUGAAAGGAAAGAUCCUCCGCACAAAGGAGAAAAGGAAGUCCCUGAAGGUGCUCCAGACUGUUUAGCUGGUUUGACUUUUGUUAUUUCUGGGACACUAGACAGUUUGGAAAGAGAAGAAGCUGAGGAUUUGAUAAAGCGGCAUGGUGGUCGUGUUACUGGAUCUGUUAGCAAAAAAACGAAUUAUCUUCUCUGUGAUGAAGAUAUUGGGGGGCGGAAAUCUGAAAAGGCCAAGGAGCUUGGCACUGUGUUUCUUACAGAGGAUGGAUUGUUUGACAAGAUCCGGGCAUCAAAAAAAUCAAAGACAACACAAGAACCAAAGAAACCUAAAGAUGAAAUUCGUCCUUCUCCGAAAAAAGAAAGUCUGCAAAAGCCAGAAGCAAAGAUUAGUGUGGCUACCAAAGAACUUACCAGGGACACCUCUUCUGCUAGAAGAAAAGUCCAAUCUUCAAAGGAUACCUGUUUGCCAUGGCCAGAAAAAUACAGACCAAAGACUCCAGAUGAAUUAGUAGGGAACCAGGCAUUGGUGAAACAGCUUGAGGAAUGGCUAGUACAUUGGGAUGAUCUGUUCCUGAAUGCUAGCAAGGUGAAAGGGAAGGCAAAGAAACAGAAUGAUGCUAAUGCUAAAAAAGCAGUUCUAUUAAGUGGAACACCUGGUAUAGGGAAGACUACUUCUGCAAAGUUGAUCAGUCGGAAGCUGGGUUUCCAGGCUGUGGAGGUUAAUGCUAGUGACAGCCGUGGGAAGGCUGACUCUAAAAUUGUGAGGGGUAUUGGUGGACGUACAUCUAAUUCUAUAAAAGAACUUGUCAGUAAUGAAUCUCUUCAUGCUAAAGCAGGCCGCUCUCCACAUUCGAAGACUGUUUUGAUAAUGGAUGAGGUUGAUGGAAUGUCUGGUGGAGAUAGAGGUGGUGUGGCCGAUCUUAUUGCUAGCAUCAAGGCCUCUAAGAUACCUAUAAUCUGCAUUUGUAAUGACCGCUACAGUCAGAAGCUAAAGAGUCUUGUCAACCAUUGUUUACUACUUAGCUUCAGGAAACCCACAAAGCAACAGAUGGCAAAGAGGUUAUUGCAGAUUGCAAAUGCAGAAGGCCUUCAAGUCAAUCAGAUCGCACUUGAGGAAUUGGCAGAACGAGUCAAUGGUGAUAUGCGCAUGGCACUGAACCAGUUGCAGUACUUGUCGCUUUCUAAGUCUGUAAUUAACUAUGAUGAUAUACGACAGCGUCUCCAAGCCAGUUCAAAGGAUGAAGACAUGUCACCUUUUACAGCUGUUGAUAAGUUGUUUGGUUUUAAUGCGGGAAAGUUGAUGAUAGAUGAGCGCAUUGGCUUGUGCAUGAGCGAUCCUGAUCUUGUACCUCUCAUUAUUCAGGAGAAUUAUAUCAAUUAUCGGCCAAGUUGUGCUCCAAAAGAUGCUAAUGGAUUACAAAGGAUGAACUUGGUUGCUCGUGCUGCUGAGUCUAUCGCUGAUGGCGAUAUAGUUAAUGUACAGAUUCGAAGAUAUCAACAGUGGCAGCUCUCACAGAUGGGCUCCUUGGCAUCUUCAAUAAUACCUUCUGCUUUGUUGCAUGGGUCAAGAGAGACACUUGAGCAGGGUGAACGCAACUACAAUAGAUUUGGUGGUUGGUUGGGAAAGAACUCUACAAUGGGAAAAAAUUACAGACUUCUAGAGGAUUUGCGUUUUCAUCUCCUAGCAUCCUCUGAAUCUAUCUUGGAGAGGAGAUCUUUGAGACUUGACUACAUGACUCUUCUUCGUAAAAAGUUGACUGAUCCACUAAGAACACUGGCAAAGGAUGAAGCUGUCGAAAAUGUUGUGGAUUUCAUGGAUUCAUACUCUAUAACCCAGGAUGACUUUGAUAGCAUAAUGGAGAUAUCAAAAUUCCAGGGGCACUCAAAUCCAAUGGAUGGAAUACAGCCUGCAGUUAAAGCUGCACUGACAAAAGCAUAUAAUAAAGGAAGCAGUUCUCGUGUGAUUCGCACUGCUGAUUUAAUCACCCUUCCUGGACUGAAGAAGGCCCCAAAGAAGCGGGUUGCUGCAAUGCUGGAGCCCGUUGAUGAAAACCUAGCAGAGGAAAAUGGUGACACACUGCAAGAAGAUGAAGAAGGGAACUCAGACGCAGAGGAAGAUGAUCUACUCGAUCCCGAGAAAAAGGUGCAGUUAGAUCUCCAAAAUCUUAAUUCCAAGGGUAUUCAAGUCGAUAUGGAGAUUAAGGGUUCUGGUACAAGUGGCAAAAAGGCGCCAGCAGCAGGAAGAGGAAGAGGAAAAGCACCUUCUAAAGCUGCUGCAGAAAAGAGCAGUGGUUCCAAGAGGAAGAGAUGAAUACCCUAAACUUGCUUUUGAAAACAAUGUAAUUAGUGAUAUUUACCUCUUUGACCCUCUUGGUUUCUUGACAGAGCAAUUUGGAAUGUGGCUUUUUGGGAACAUUGUUGAUCAAGGUGGAUUUCUGGUUUUUAAUCACAGUUUAUUUAUGUCUUUGUUUGA